AUGCCUGCUCCAGCUCAAGUACCAGUCCUGAGCUUCGAGCCCCGAUCCGGCCAACCCAUCUCAAACGUCUCCGUUGGUCUCGAUGCCACCAUCCUCCGAUCCUGGCGGGACGGCUCAGAAUACGGCCUCGCCGACCCCAACUUCCCCUACUUCGCCAUGGAAAUACAAAUCUCUGGCUGGCGCUCACUACAGAACAUCAUCCUGGCUCGCUACACGGGCGGCAAGCUGAAGAAGGACGCGUUGUAUCAAUUGAAAGGCCGGUUCUUCGUCGAUACGACGAGUCGGGAGGCGGGGAAGUCGUAUUUCCAUGUUGAUGAGGCGAUCAGGUUCCAAGGACCUGGCACGAUUCGCAGUUUUAAGAAACCGCAGUUUAUGAUGGUGGGUGAGGUGGUGCAGGUUCAGGAUACGAGUUUGUUGCUGAAGUGGGUCACGAGGGAUCCGUAUCGGCGGGAUAUGGUCUAUGAUCAGAUGGCGGUGAUGAAUUUGGAGAAGCCGUUGACGGAGAAAGAGAGGGAGAAAGUUCGAGAUCAGUUGUGUUGUCUGGAGGGGAAGAUGGAAUCAGUAGAUCAUAGGAGUGAUUGGAUUUGCACCGGAAUCAGAUUGUGCUAA
This is a messenger RNA of Mollisia scopiformis, 609 nucleotides long. RefSeq lists its product as uncharacterized. Lineage: Eukaryota; Fungi; Ascomycota; Leotiomycetes; Helotiales; Mollisiaceae. The transcript has a single exon. The record is from RefSeq and is a predicted model, not a curated record. The coding region runs from base 1 to 609 and encodes 202 amino acids.